Messenger RNA from Suillus paluster, 720 nucleotides. RefSeq lists its product as uncharacterized. Gene Ontology annotation, cellular component: cytoplasm. The record is from RefSeq and is a predicted model, not a curated record. Lineage: Eukaryota; Fungi; Basidiomycota; Agaricomycetes; Boletales; Suillaceae. The transcript has 7 exons. Bases 1 to 720 code for a protein of 239 amino acids.
AUGCCCGAACAGCUGACUCUGUACCUUAACAAGGUCUCGCCUUAUAGCCAGAAGAUCGAGCUGGCUCUUCUCGAAGCCAAUGCGCCCUACAAGGGCUACCAAGUUGAUCUCUUUAACAAACCAGAGUGGUUCGCUAGCAAAGUGAACCCCGCCGGCAAGGUACCCGUUGUGACAUACGGGGGACCCGAUGUCGACCCCGAUGAUCCUUCGCCGCUGUCUGCUAAAAUCGCAGAAUCGAAUGUUAUCCUUGAGUUCGUAGUGGACCUCUAUCCAGACUCUGGCCUCCUGCCAAAGGAUCCUGUUCUGCGCGCCAAUGUCCGUUUCUUCAUCGACGCAACUACUAAACACAUCGAGGUUCCGUUUUACGCCUUCCUCCAAGGACUCGAGUCAUACGAAAAUGUCCUGAAGGGGAUUGAAUUUAUUCAAGGACUUCUCAAAGAGGGUGGAUAUUUCGCGGUUGGAGACCAUUACACCAUUGCAGAUGCGUGCAUCACCCCGCACCUCGCAAGACUCAGGAUCGUCACCAAAACCGACCUAGGGAAUUUCCCUGUCGGUGUGGGAUAUAAGCUAGACGAUGAGUUAAAGCGACCCAAGUUCUCCAAAUUCAUGAAAUACGUUGAGAGAAUGCUGGAGCGUCCGAGCUUCAAGCAAACCUAUGAUGAGGAGUCUGUGAUCACAUUCUUCAAGAGGAUUUUCACUAAGCGCAUGCAAGCUUCCUAG